Messenger RNA from Musa acuminata AAA Group (dessert banana), 1351 nucleotides. RefSeq names its product alpha carbonic anhydrase 7-like. NCBI's taxonomy places the organism in Eukaryota, Viridiplantae, Streptophyta, Magnoliopsida, Zingiberales, Musaceae. Gene Ontology annotation, molecular function: carbonate dehydratase activity; zinc ion binding. The record is from RefSeq and is a predicted model, not a curated record. The transcript is spliced from 7 exons. Gene Ontology annotation, biological process: one-carbon metabolic process. The coding region runs from base 325 to 1143 and encodes 272 amino acids.
UGAUUCAUGGAAGAUUGGUUGACCAUGAGGUUAGUAUGGGAUUAAUUCCCUUACUAUUCUUUUUAUAUAGAUCAAUGGAGAAAUGUGAAACGUGCAGGGAACAUCGCAGUACUCCAUCAAUCUUCCUUGUUAUAUUAGUCAUUAGCAGUACAAGGUCAGAAAAGAGCGCUUAAGACGAAUUCUUCCACCAAGAAACGCAGAAGGAUUCUUCCUUAGACUUGCCGGGAAAGAAAGAAAUCUUCCACUAUUUAUAGCUCACAACCUUUGCCAUCCUCAUCCAAUCCUUCUUUCUUCUUCUUCUUCUCCUCCGUGAAGGAUCACAGUAUGGGGCAUCACAAACCUGUCAUCAUCUUCAGCUUUCUUACCAUCUUUUUCUUGCAGUCGGUGCUGGUGGCCUCUCAAGAAGUUGAGGACGAGAAGGAGUUCAGCUACGAGAAGGGGAGCGAGACGGGACCAGAACACUGGGGCGAGAUCCACAAGGACUGGGCUGCCUGUGGCAAGGGUCACAUGCAGUCCCCCAUCGAUCUCACCCACAAAAGAGUGCAGAUCCUCCCCCAUUUAGGUCGUCUUCGCCGCUCCUAUCACCCGGCCGAAGCCAUCCUCAAGAAUCGCGGUCAUGAUAUCAUGCUCAAAUGGGAAGAAGAAGCUGGAGGCUUAUGGAUCAACGGGACGGAGUACGCUCUCAAGCAGCUGCACUGGCACUCGCCCUCCGAGCACACCGUCGAUGGCCGCAGGUUCUCCCUGGAGAUGCACAUGGUUCACGAGAGCACCGACAACAAGACCGCGGUCGUCGGCAUUCUUUACACGAUUGGCCGCCAUGAUCCCUUCCUCGCCAAGCUGGAGAGGUACAUCGAGAAGAUUGCAGACAAGCACGAGGCCGAGGAGGCGGUGGGCAUGGUGGAUCCGAGGCACAUCAAGAGGGGAAGCAGGAAGUACUACAGAUACAUGGGGUCCUUGACCACUCCACCUUGCACUGAGGGCGUCGUUUGGACCAUCGUAAAGAAGGUGCGCACGGUGACAAGGAAGCAGGUGGCUCUUCUGAGGGAAGCUGUGCAUGAUGACUCAGAGAUGAAUGCGAGACCCACCCAGAAGAUUAAUGACAGGAUGAUAGGCUUAUAUCGGCCUCGACCACAUCAACAAUGAUGCUGGAACAUGUCUUAUAAUUUAUUUUUUGAUGCUACACCUCUUGAAAUAAGAACAAGUCUUGAUUAGUUUGGAAGAUUACCUAAACGAUCGGCUAUUCUAUUAAUUAUUUGUUUGAUGACCUCUUCAAGAAAAAUUGCUGUGCGAACAAAGCUGUAGUCAACUUUGGGGACAUCAAUCAAGGAAUAAAGGUUUCCAUUUUGCAGUC